Serendipita indica DSM 11827 is the source of this 249-nucleotide messenger RNA. Lineage: Eukaryota; Fungi; Basidiomycota; Agaricomycetes; Sebacinales; Serendipitaceae. The record is from the annotation of a GenBank genome assembly.
AUGGAGAGGUUGCCGUGUCAGGAGACACUCUCAUAUCUCGUGCUCAUACUACGUACCGGGACUCUUUACAUCUGGAACUGGAAGUCUGAUAUUCUCCUCGAGGAGAUGAAGCACAUCCGGGCAGUCACGACUAUCUCGCCCAGUAUACUUUUCUAUCUCACAGAGGAGCCAAACUCGGCAGACCUCCAUCUUCACCUGAGGGAAAUCACGGAUCAGUCGACGCUCUCCUCACUUGUUCAACAGAUAUGA